GCUUCAUCAACUCUAUCAACACCACCAGCCACUGGGUCAAUGGAACAGACAUGUAUGGUCAUCACAUCCAAGUGAAGGAGACUGCAUCAUUAUCUGAUGAUGAUGAUGACGAUGGUGGUGAAACUCAUCAACACAACGUGACCUCUCCGGAUCUGGCAUCAAACAGGUCCUCACAGGACAAUGAAACCGACACAAGUGACAGUCAUCACAGUCAGGCGAYCGAGACAUCGRCAUCACCAUUYUCCGGUGACAAUGGUGAAACGUCUCGACACAAUGGGACCUCAUCAUAUCUGGCUUUYAACAGGUCAGAGCAGCAUCUUAUUCAGGGUGCUACAGACACAGAGGAGCUGCCCAGGCCUGUGACCCUAAACAGGCGUCCGCUGUGCCCUUACCCUCCCCUGCCAGCUCAUGGCACCUUCUACUUCCGUACGGUAGACAACCCCGGUCCCCGGGACUACAAACACUACAUCCAGUACGCCUGCUAUGCAGGGUACACACUGGCCCACGGAGAUAUCCACAGCUUCUGUCUGCAGGCUGGACGGUGGAGUGGUAUCACACCUGUCUGCUUG
Messenger RNA from Salvelinus sp. IW2-2015, 569 nucleotides. NCBI's taxonomy places the organism in Eukaryota, Metazoa, Chordata, Actinopteri, Salmoniformes, Salmonidae. The record is from RefSeq and is a predicted model, not a curated record.